AUUUAAGUAUUUAUUAUAAAAUAUAGUAUUGUUGAGUUAGUAUCUCGAAACAAGUCUCAAACUUACUUAAUAGCUAACUUAAUCUGUGUAAUUUAAUAAUAUUGCUUGCUAAGUAACAUUGCAAGUAAAGGCACUGGAGAUAAAACUGUUAGGUCUGUUUCACCUUUAAAAACAGUUUAGAAUUUUCUUCAAACCUACAUAGCAAUGAAGAAAUUCGGCUCCAUCAAUGCAUUUAUUGAGCAUUACAGAUACAUUGGGUAUUUGUGUCUCAGUGGCCACGGUAUCUGCCUAUGAUUGCACUGGCCUCCGACCUCUGGCGAUGUUUAUUAUCUAUAAGGUAUAUAGGAGUCAAAAUGAUGUAUUUAUGAUCGGUCCUGCAACCGCUCGCACGGCACCAGAUUACAAAACCCUGACAAGUGCAUUUUUAAGUGAAGUUCCAUCUUCAAAGUGAAAGGGAGUGUCUCCCUCGAGUGGAUUCUAACUAACGGAUAUAUUUCAGGUAUGGAGCUGGUGCAAUUCGCCAAAGAGUUGUUCCAGAAUGCGGCUGAGCAGGUGGCCAGCUACAGGAUAGGGCAGACGAUCCUGAGGCAGCUAGACCGCGCUCUUUGGGUCGUGGAGAAGUGUGCGAGAUGGGCUGUCCCACCUCCAUUGGAUCAAGACGAGCACCCCCAACCGGAGCUGAUCCGGCCCCUGCCCUGGGUCUUCUUCCUGACACUGCUGGUAGUACUCCGCGUCACCAGGGAGUCCAUAUCGCUCAUCAACCUCGUGAGGGGCAAACCUCCACUGAGAUCUGCAGACGUGGUGAUGUACAUCCAAGGCAAGCGCCGCUACCUGCGCACGCUCAAGUACCAGGGGAACCGCAUCAUGCGCGCGCGCACGUCGAGCGCGCAACCGCCGCAGGGCUGGAUGUCCCGGAUUCAGUCCCUGUUCGAGGUCACCAUGUGCUUUAGGGGACGCCAAUCGCAGUACGGCAAUAAUAAUACGAGCACCAACAAUGAAGAGUUGCUCGUUGUAAAAAGAAGCAAGCGAACCCGCGAGCCUUCCACUUCUGGCACCGGCGAGACCAGCAUGGAGCGGGUCAUAGAGAAGAUGAUGGUGGACCUCGGCGCUGACUCCGACGAGGACUCCAGUUACACUCUCACAAACGCGAACACCGUACGAAGCGACCGUUCAGAAUCGCCUGACUCGUACCGAGACGCUGCCUUUCUCAACGAUACGGGCGACACGCAAGACGAGGCCUCCCCCAUCAAAACCGACCCGUCCCCGGUCAAAUCCGAUAACGGAACACCGAUAAACAACUCGCCGCAAAAAGAAAGCCCCAAAGGUAUUGCUACUACAGAAAAACCAUGCGACGCCGACGAUAUAACAUUAGAAAAACAAUCGCACCAAGAUGCGAAAGGACACGAAUUCGGCUCGCCCAAAAUUGAGUCUCAAAUGCUGCUCGAGAGUGAGAAACGGUCGCCGAACAAAACGCGAGCGUCUCCGAAGAGCGAGCAGAAAAUCGCCAACGGCAGAGCGGUGAGUGCCCACAACAAAAAAAGAGGGAGUCACGUUGAGAGGCGAGAUGCCAACGCGCCCGUAACGACGAAAGCGGACAUGUCCUAAAAAGGAAAGAAAUCAAGUGCAGUCGUACCAACGAUAGAAAUAAUAAGAAAGUGCCUAUGGAUUCUAUUUUUUAUCAAAUAAUAAAAUAAAUCAGAACUUGUGAAUAGGUAGUAUUUUCAGAAUUUGGUAUGCCGCCCUAAAGCCGCUUUCUAUACUAUGUAUUCUGUAAUAAAAGUAGGUACAGAUAAUUAAUUUGUAUUGUAGAUCAUGCAAAGAUGACAAAGACUACAGAGCCUUUUGCAUAAGGGUUAAUUUUUCUAAUUAAACACUAACUAUGCUUUAGUAAUAUCCUAAAUACGGCUCUGUAGUCUUUGUCAUCUUUGCAUGAUCUACAAUACAAAUUAAUUAUCUGUACCUACUUAUAACAUGGCGCCGGUCUAAACAUUUGUUUGCUGAUUGAGCAGUUUUUUUUAUCGUUAAAGUAGCCGAACGAAAUGGUGUCAUAUGAAUCAAAUAAUUUUGAUAAGGACUGCGUACACGGUCUGUAUGGGUUAAACCCAUAAUCUUGUACUGUUCAGUGAGUAGCACACUAUCAACGCGACUACUGAGGCCAUUCAUUGGAGUGAAGUUGUAAUUGUGUAAGGUGCGGUCACAUAUAAGCGGAACUGUUUUAAAUAAACAAAACGCAGUAUGAGUCACACAAUAAAGCAACAUUUUUGGUAAAUCAAACCUACUUACAGCAAUAUUACUACUCGUCUUAUUUGAAAAUGCACCUUAAUUUGUCGCCCAGUGCGUGCAAGUUUUAUAAAUAUGACAAAAUUUAUGUAAUUUUACGCAAAUAAAGUACUAAUUAUAUUGCGAUUGUUAUCUCAUGACUAAUGAAUAUGGCUUUUCUAUGAAACUGAAACUAGAAUUGCAAACUAUUGUAUAAAUUGCAGUCAUAUGUUGUGUAAUUUUAAAAGAAUAGCGUGUUUGUUCUAGUGAACUAGGUACUGUAAUCUAAGCGUCAAACAAUAAUGGAUAAGACUGCUCAGUUUGAAUAUUUUUUGUAAGCAUAGAUUUUGUACGAGUUGUAAAAUCUUUUAUGUAAGGAACUUUUCAUACAAAUUUAUUUUUUAUAUAUUUUUCUACCAUUUUUAUACAAAUUUGUAACAAUGUCUGUAUGUACAGUCACAGCAUAUUAAAUCUUUAUUUUGAAGCUAUUAUAUACUCUAAUGGAACCUAAUGUUAUAACUAUUUUAUAUUAUUACUUUAACAUUCACUACAAAAUAAAUUCUUCUAGACUCUUCUAUGACUAUAAGAAAAAGAAAUGGCAGCUUUAUUAUGCCUUAAACAAGGCAUUUAGCCUUAAAGUGCGAAACUAUGUUUUAGAAUCUUUUUUAUCGUCCUUAUGAAUGUGUGACUGUUAAAAUAAUGAUUCAUAGCAUACGAAAAAUUUUAUAGAAUAAAAGUCCAGUUUUGAUGGUGACAGAUGAAACUAGUCCAACUACGCCAGAAAGACAUUUGUUUUAUUUUUAAUGUACCUUCGAAUAUAAUUAGGCGGGGCUAAAAUAUAAUUAGUAUAUAGCGUUGUCAUGCACUGCAAUUUGUUAAUGUUCGUUUUUAUAUUUUUGUAAUCUAAUUAAAAAUUAGACGAACUUGUGUAAGUAGAUUAUAUAUAUAUUGAUCGAUUGUAUAUUCUUAACAUCUUAGCAGUCUGCAUGGCACAAUUUAUAAACAACUUAGAUUCAAAGUAAACACCUCCGUUCUAGAAAAUUUAUCAAAAUAUUUAUUUAAGUACUUUCACUUUCAAGGAAAUUAUUUACGUUGUAUAAAAAAUACGCCAUGCAGGCGACAAUACUUGUAACUUCGAUGUGCCGAAUUGGAAUAUUUUUUAUUGACCGUCUUUACGUUUGAAUCUCAUAAUGUUGUUUUUAAUUAUUAAAAAAAAACUGCUAAUUGCAGUCUUGUAUGAGCAUUUAGCAAGUAAGUAAUCAUUUAUUGGUAUCGUGCAAUGAGAUUACGGAAUGAAAUUAUUAUAUUUUGUAUCCUGUUUUUCAAAUUCCAAAGAUUGGGCUGUGUAAAGGGGAAGACUGAUGGAGUUUCAACUGUUCCUAUUGUAUAUUUGUAUCGAAAAUUUUAUCAUAAUAAUCAUUAUUUUACACUAAUUUUGAGCCUCUUUAUAAUAAUGUUGAAAUUAUUACGAAAUAAACUAAUUUAAUAUUU
Molecule: messenger RNA, 3750 nt
Organism: Amyelois transitella
Lineage: Eukaryota; Metazoa; Arthropoda; Insecta; Lepidoptera; Pyralidae
Gene: Jabba
Exons: 9
Coding region: 502-1605 (367 amino acids)
Source: RefSeq, a predicted model, not a curated record